Trypanosoma theileri is the source of this 318-nucleotide messenger RNA. RefSeq lists its product as uncharacterized. The record is from RefSeq and is a predicted model, not a curated record. The transcript has a single exon. Lineage: Eukaryota; Euglenozoa; Kinetoplastea; Trypanosomatida; Trypanosomatidae. Bases 1 to 318 code for a protein of 105 amino acids.
AUGCUGAUGCUAUGCGGGAACAUUUAUGGUGAAUGGGUCUUAGUGAUAGCAUUCUGUAGAAACGUUAGCCAUCAGAGGAAUGCGGUAUUUAUUGCCUCCCAUAUGAUAGUGAAUUUUCUUUUUUUUUGUGUGUGUGCGUAUUUUCCGACAGCUUCUGUAAUGCGUGAAAGCGUGAACUUUUCCUCACUGAUUGUGUCACAGCCCAACCAGGGUUUUUCUUCUCGUGAAGAGUGGUGUAGUUCACCGUAUCUAAGUGCAUAUAAUGUAAAAACAAUGUAUGGAAUUAAGCUUAACUACCUGUUGUGGACGCUACAGUAG